AUGGAUCUUGCAGCAAUUACGGAAUGGACACCCACCACCACGGCAACUUCAACUACUUUAUCAACCAUCGCUGCUACAUAUGUCCCAGCUUUACAAUCCAAAAUAUCCGAUGCAGUCCACACAUUAACAUCCAAGGGAUCAACCAUUGCUAAUAUGGAUUACAUUAGCGCCUCGCGAAUAAUCCGUGGUGCACAAGCGUCAUUAUCAAUUAUUUCAGCGGAACAAGUACUUGAAACAGCCACUGCCAAUAAUAUACAAGCACAAGCGACACAAAUCAUCUGGCAAGCAACAGAGAACCUCUUGGAUUUGGCAUGGGAGGAAAAUGUUUAUGAUAUACCUCGAUUAAAUCGUACAGCUAAUAUAAUAUUCUUAGUGUUGUUUGCCAUUACAUUUGCCAUUUCUUGUUUAAUGUGGAUUAAAUCCCGAUAUUGGUGGUUCAAUGUGGCUUGGACUUGUGGUACGGCAUUAGAAUUUCUCGGGUAUUUAGGUCGAGUAUUGUCAUUUAGUGAUAUGAAAAAAUUUGAUUAUUAUCUUUUGCAAUUGAUUGCCCUUACAUUGUCCCCAGUUUUCCUAAUGGCAGGGAUCUAUUUCCUAUUUGGGCAAUUAGUGGUUAUCCAUGGUCGACAUUAUUCAUGGUUAAAACCACUACAUUAUUCAUAUAUUUUUAUUACUUGUGAUGUGGUUUCAUUGGUUAUUCAAGCAGUUGGAGGUGGUAUGACUGCGAUAGCUGCUCAAGAAUACAGAGAUGCUAACCCAGGAACGUAUACCAUGAUUGCUGGUAUUGCCUUCCAAGUGUUUUCCAUGUCAGUGUUUUUAUUAUGUUGGCUUGUCUUUUGCUGGAAUACCUAUUUCCUUGAUGUUACUGCCAAAGAAACCAAGCAAAGUCCAUAUCAAAAGAAAUCUUUAGUCACAUUUAUUAAAUUGCUAUUGAAUGGGGAUGAUGCCAAUAUGUACAAGCUUAAAGUGUUGGAUAAGUAUUAUAAUCCUGGGUAUAAAGAUUUACGAAAACGUCCAUUGUAUAAUUAUUAUGCUCUAGCUAUUACAUUGGCAGUGAUUGCAGUUUAUAUUCGUUGUAUUUACAGGGUUGUCGAAUUGGCACAAGGGUUUUCCGGUUAUCUAAUCACUCAUGAGGUGUAUAUAAUGACCUUAGAUGCGACAAUGAUUGGCAUUUGUUGUAUAAUAUUCAUUCUUUUCCAUCCACAUCUUGUCAUGGGAUCAAGUAUCGCUAUUGGGCUUAGAAGUAUUGCGAAAAACAAAGAUCAAGAAACAGGGGACAAUCUUAACAAAGAAAAAAUUAAUGACAUUGUUAGUGACAAUGAAGAAUCGACGUUGCAAGGUCAAAAUGUUUUCAGGGGUGAACCUAAUCAAGAGUACAAGGAGUGA
Candida dubliniensis CD36 is the source of this 1383-nucleotide messenger RNA. RefSeq names its product Rta3p (gene RTA3). NCBI's taxonomy places the organism in Eukaryota, Fungi, Ascomycota, Pichiomycetes, Serinales, Debaryomycetaceae. The transcript has a single exon. The record is from RefSeq and is a predicted model, not a curated record. The coding region runs from base 1 to 1383 and encodes 460 amino acids. Gene Ontology annotation, cellular component: fungal-type vacuole; plasma membrane.